UAUCCCCCGUCACCUACAUCCAUUAAUGCAGAAAUCCCUCCGGGUGGCCAAACAGGUGGGGUUCGGUUAUUUAAUCAACUGUGCAGUCACCGUUUUCCUCCAAAGUACCAUUCCCUUACUCACGGACAAAAACCUCCCGAUUCCCUUCUCUUUGUUCGACUUGGGACGACUCCACGCCGCCAUUUACUUCCUCCAAAUUUGGGGGAUGUCCCACUCGGCGGCCACCAAUAGCGCCCUGGACUUUCUGGCGUAUAAUUUCAUGUGCAUCAUCAACGGCCAGGCCAAAGUCUUGAACGAGAAGAUCAGGACGUCCGGGAAUCUGCAGAACGAAGAGGAUCUGAUCGAACAUUUGAACAAUUGCGUGUAUCAUCACAACAAGGUUAUCACGCUUGUCCAGAAGGUGGAAAAUGUUUUUUCCAUGAUUCUACUGAUCCAGUACCUGGCCAGCAUCGUGGCGAUUUGCAAUAUUGGUUUUCAGUUAGUUAAUGUUAAAAUUUUCAGUUUUCAAUUUUUCUCUAUGUUAUUGUUCUUAUUGGCCAUGAUGUGUCAGUUGGGGGUCUACUGCUGGUUCGGCAACGAGAUCAUCUUAAAUAGUGCGGCAAUCCGUAAGGCGUGUUACGACUCCGACUGGGUCGACUACAGCGUGCGAGUGAGGAAAAUUCUGUUUAUUAUCAUGGAACGCGGUAAAAGGCCACUUUACCUCACCGCCGGCAAGUUUUCCAUUUUAUCACUGGCCUCCUUUACGUCUGUGAUUAAUUCGGCCUAUUCCUUCUUUACUUUGAUGCAACGGAUGUAUCAGCCGUCUGAAUAUGAAAUAUAAACUCACCUUUAAGCCUAUUGACACUCAAAGCAUUACUUAUUCUUGUCACGGACAUAGAAGAAAUUCGCAGAUACGGACUCUAAACCGUGAAAACUUAUUAAACAAGUAGAAAUCACCAUAAGACAGAACUAGCAAUAAGAACUUCUUUCUCUCUAAUCGCUUUUGCCAUUCCAAGGCAUAAUUUGUCUUUAAUAAAAUAUUACUGCACCAU
Molecule: messenger RNA, 1031 nt
Organism: Anthonomus grandis grandis
Lineage: Eukaryota; Metazoa; Arthropoda; Insecta; Coleoptera; Curculionidae
Product: putative odorant receptor 92a
Exons: 6
Coding region: 26-820 (264 amino acids)
Biological process (GO): sensory perception of smell; detection of chemical stimulus involved in sensory perception of smell
Cellular component (GO): plasma membrane
Molecular function (GO): odorant binding; olfactory receptor activity
Source: RefSeq, a predicted model, not a curated record